Molecule: messenger RNA, 1795 nt
Organism: Anneissia japonica
Lineage: Eukaryota; Metazoa; Echinodermata; Crinoidea; Comatulida; Comatulidae
Product: sushi, nidogen and EGF-like domain-containing protein 1
Exons: 1
Coding region: 220-1296 (358 amino acids)
Biological process (GO): Notch signaling pathway; axon guidance
Cellular component (GO): signaling receptor complex; cell surface; plasma membrane
Molecular function (GO): calcium ion binding
Source: RefSeq, a predicted model, not a curated record
AGUAUAUAUUCCUAGAUAAAGAAAGAGAGAGAAUAGGUGAAGAAUGACGGCACCAUACCUAAAGUAACUUCAUUUUUUUUUAUAGCUACUGUAUUAAGCCUUGUUCUACAUAUCAAUCAAUAUUCUAGGUACAUCAGUUCUCAACAUAUAUUUUCAUCAAUGUAUGAAAUGAUUAAACAUGGUUAUAUGUCCCUUUGUUUCUUUUUUUGAUUCUCAGACAUGCUGCCAUGUGAAAGCAGUCCUUGCUUUAAUGGAGGAAUAUGUUUGAAUAUUGAAACAUCUUUUUCCUGCCAGUGUCCAGUAGGUUUAAGUGGUGUGAACUGUGAAACAGCUGUUCUCCCAUGUGAUAGUAAUCCAUGCCUUAAUGGAGCAACUUGCUUAAAUUCUGAGACUUCUUUCCUUUGUCAGUGCCAUGCAGACUUCAGUGGUGUAAACUGUGGAAUUUUUAUUUUCUCAUGUGACAGCAAUCCCUGCAUUAAUGAUGGAAUCUGCGUGAAUUUGGAGACAUCGUUUUUCUGCACCUGUCUUGCAGGCUUUAGUGGUUUGAAUUGUGAAACUGCAACAGUUCUUCCAUGCAACAGCAAUCCAUGUUUUAAUGGUGGAAUCUGUUUAAAUUUAGUAACAGUAUUCUUCUGCCAAUGUCCAGUAGGCUUUAAUGGUGUCAACUGUGAAACAGCAACAGUUCUUCCAUGUGACAGCAAUCUCUGCCAUAAUGGUGGAAUUUGCUUAAAUUUAGAUACAUCUUUUUUCUGCCAGUGCCCAGCAGGCUUCAGUGGGGUAAACUGUGACACAAUAAUUCUUCCAUGUGACAGCAAUCCAUGCCAUAAUGGUGGAACCUGCUUGUAUUCAGACACUUCAUUCUUCUGCCAGUGUUCAACAGGCUUUAGUGGUGUGAAUUGUGAAAGUACAGCUUCUCCAUGUGACAGCAAUCCAUGCCUUAAUGGGGGAAGCUGCUUGAUUUCAACAACAUUGUUUUUCUGUCAGUGUUCAACAGGCUUCAGGGGAUUGAACUGUGAAACAGUAGUUCUUGCAUGUGACAGCAGUCCAUGCCUCAAUGGAGCCACCUGUUUGAAUUUUGAGACAUCAUUUUUUUGUCAAUGUCCAGCAUAUUUCACUGGUAUCACAUGUGAAAUGUUUGUAAACCCAUGUGAAAGCAACCCUUGUAUUAAUAAUGGCAGGUGCUUUUCUUCUGGUAACUUCUACCUUUGUCAGUGUAUUGAUCAAUAUGAAGGCCUGAAUUGUGAAAAUGAAGGUAAUACUGUCUUUCUUGAACUACCUCUUGUCCUAGCAUGCUGAAAAUCACUUGACCAUAAGAUUACUGCACCCUGAAUUAAUUUAUCCCACUACUGGCAAUCUAUGUUUCUGCAUUUAUCACUGCAUUCUACUAUAUCUCACAAUUUUCUAAACUUGAUAUUGUUUUAUGUAUUGAGAAAAAACAAUUGAACUAAACUGUUUUAUGUUUGUUUAAUAGUGAUGGCGAAGUCGUGUGUAACGCCUGCAUUUGCCAAGGCACUUAGGGAGCUCUUUACCCAUAUUCAUUUAUAUGAUAUAUUAUGCAUGUCAUGCACAGUGUGCAGUCCUUCACUCCUGGUGGACAUAUUUCAUCACCAGAUCAUUUUCAUAAAGUCAUUAGCAAUCUUUUGAACAAGCUAUCAGAUACACUGCUUUUUACCCCUAAAUGCCACAGUGACAAACCACAUGCACAAGUGAUAAAAAUCAGACUUAUUUUUAGUGCAGCUGAUUUGUAUGAUGCACCAUAUCAUAUAUUAUUUUAUAUAUAAAAUAAAGAAAUACU